Molecule: messenger RNA, 2046 nt
Organism: Nematolebias whitei (Rio pearlfish)
Lineage: Eukaryota; Metazoa; Chordata; Actinopteri; Cyprinodontiformes; Rivulidae
Gene: fastkd3
Product: FAST kinase domains 3
Exons: 6
Coding region: 1-1992 (663 amino acids)
Biological process (GO): regulation of mitochondrial mRNA stability; mitochondrial RNA processing
Cellular component (GO): mitochondrial matrix; ribonucleoprotein granule
Molecular function (GO): RNA binding
Source: RefSeq, a predicted model, not a curated record
AUGGCUCUGAAACUAUUUCAGAGGUUUCCUCUGCUUGGCCAGUUCAGGAUUCGUUAUGUUGGACCUUUUUGUCCCAUGAGACUCGUCACCAGCAGUCCGGGCCACUCCUCGUGUGUGGCUUGCCUGUGCACUUCAGCCAGACGGUGUAUCCAGAGACACGGCUGCAGGAAGCUCCAACAGGACUGCGGAGCCAUUCAGAACACAAUAAGGGAACCCUCGAUCUUCCCCAGCAGCUCUGUAGGACUCCACGGAUACUCAGCCCCUCGGUUCUGUUUGACCCAGCUGCACCAGCCCUCAGCUGCUGAUGAGCAGGGUUUCCAGCAGGGUCUGCAGGCAUGUUCCUCCUCGAGGCAGGUCUUCAAACUGCUGGGCUCAGUGGAGAUCAUAUCAGACACCAUGGCUGUUGCAGCUCUUCACCGUGUAGCCGACAUGGAGCAGGCUGGCACUGCUCUGAGAGAUCCAACAGUGCUGGAAAACGACACUAUCCGUGCCUUGUGCUUCCAGUUAGAGCAGGACACUGAGAGGCUCACUGACGCUGGGUUGGUGUCAGCUCUUUUAGCCUGCACACGCCUCUUCUUGGAUCCAUGGAGCACACUAAUAAUGCGGCUGGUGUCAGAAAGCCAGGACCGGUUGGACAGGGGGCUGAUGACUGUUGGACAGCUGUGCACCCUGGGCCAGGUGAUGCUGGCCAUGGAAGGUCCAGGCUCUUCGGUGCUGGAGCAGGCGAUAAAGCAAAUUCAGAAGCAGGAGCCUGCCCAGUGGAGUCUUCCAGAACUUGUUUCUGUUUAUAAGCUUUUGCAAGGCUGUGUGGGUGAAGAAGGAAAAUACAGAGACUUAUUGAACGCCAUGCACGCCCACGCUGUAACAGUCACCUCCCGAAUGGAUCCCUCUGCUGUCAGUGGGAUAGUAAGUUCUCUCAUUACCCUGAAUCAGAUUCAAGCCGUGCCUCUUGUAAUCGGUUUGUGUAAGCAAGCUGUUCGACAUGUACCUCACUUCAGCGAUCAGGAGCUCACCCAUGUCCUGGGUGCGCUAAUUCAUUUUGGUCAAAGUGAUCAUUACUUUGUGGAUGCGUUGGAGAAGCAUGUACCUACAGUGGCCUUCACCUCUCAUCCGGAGACAGUAUCUAAGGUGGCGCAGUUCUUUGGCCACAGGAACAUCCUGUCCCCUGCUGUCUUCGACGCUGUUGCUGAGAGCUUUAUGAACCGAGCAGACAGCUACAGCACCAGCCAAAUAACCAGGCAGAUUGCAGCUUUUGGGAAGCUGGGUUACCUCCCACCCAAUGCAAGCCAGUUGUUCGGGAAAGUGGAAACCAUCCUGCACACUCGUUUUUCACAAUUUCAGCCGGAAACGCUGCUCAACUUGCUGCACGCUUGCACCCUUGUGGGAAGGUUCCCUGUCAAUUUUUUAUCCAAAGUUUUUGUGAGUUAUUUCCUGCUGCAAAUUCAAGGUCAGGAUACAGUAAUUAAAGAGGCUGUUCUGGCACAGUUAACUCAGCUCUACAUGACGGUGAAGUUGGAAUGUCCCUUUUAUGAGGGUCCACACUUUCUUCCAAAGUAUCGUGUCAAAUCUUUCCUUACAUCUGGUCACUCUCUGGAGACACCAGUCAAUCCACAUCUGUACAACUCUGUCAAAGCAGGACUGGUGGAUUUACUCAGGGAUCCUUCAUACUUUGGAUCCAAAGUUCUGACGCCAUACUGUUAUACAAUCGAUGUGGAGAUAAAACUUGAUGAAGAGGGAUUUAUUUUGCCUGCCUGUCAAACUGAUGAUGUGUACAAAAGGAUGGCUCUUUGUAUUGACGGACAAAAGAGGUUCACUACAAACGUCACGCAGCUUCUUGGAAAAGAGGCCAUCAAGCAGCGACACCUGCGACUGCUGGGAUAUGAAGUUGUGCAGAUUCCUUUCUAUGAAUUUGAAAAACUGCACAACAAGACCAGUGUGGAAAUGUAUCUACACCAAAAGAUCUUCCCUCACACCUACAGGCUCAGCUGGUGAUGAGAAAAAUGAAGUUCGGGUUCUUAUCGUGUAAUAAAAUAAAUAUUUAUUUUU